Messenger RNA from Symbiodinium sp. CCMP2592, 3651 nucleotides. The record is from the annotation of a GenBank genome assembly. Lineage: Eukaryota; Dinophyceae; Suessiales; Symbiodiniaceae.
AUGGUGCUGCGGCUGGACGAGGAAGUGUCGCUGGCGAAGUUGCUGGCACGUGCUGCUGAAUGCACCGGCAAUGCGACCCGACGCCUCUUCGCAGAGGACGGCCAGGAGAUUCAGAGCAUCCAAGACGUGCGGAACGUCUAUGUCAAGACCUUGGCAAGUGGCAGCAAGAAGGCAAAGCCCAGCAUCGAGAAUCCGGCUAUGAGUAUCGACUUGGAGUUGGUCAGCACGGACGGCAGCAACUUCAAGUGGAAGUGGGGCAGCAACCAUGCACAUUAUAAAUUCGGAGAUCUUCUCAUCCGUCCCCUCUGGCGAACCUUGGCUGGCUCGCGUGCCGCAAGGUCUGUGGUGCAUCCUCCGCAGCCGCAGACGCUCCCCACAACGGGGAAUUUGAAAGACUGCCUCCCGGACCUCUGGAUCCAAUGCUUUCCGCUGGUGGAAAAGUACGGGCCUCUCGUGAAGCUGCGCAUCUUCGAUGACGUGGUCUAUGUCGUUGCGGAUCCGGAGAUCGUGGACAUCGUGAACCAAAUCCCCGACAAGCGGCUUCCCAGAGAGGUCUUCGGCUGUCCGGCUCUGGCAGGGCAGGGCGUCUUCAUCGCCGACGGCCAGCGCUGGGAGUUCGCGCGCCAGACCUUCCAGGCGCAGCUGACGCCGGAGGCCAUUGACAAGCUGGUGCCCAUCUUCGCCAUGCGCGGCAUGAAAUUGAAGGAGAAGAUCAGUACGACCACAGAAACCGUCGACAUUUUCAACUGGAUCGAGCGAACCACCAUGGACACCAUUUGUGACGUCGGGUUUGGGCACGAUCUGCAAUGCAUGGAAUCAGAAGACAUGCCGGAGCUUCUCCCGCUCUUCGAAGAAGUGCUGGAAGUCAGCAUCAGCACCAGCCUCUACGGCGCAUUCGAUGUCUUGGGGACGCAAAGGCGCUGGUUCAAGAGUCAGCUUGGCAAGUUGACCGGCAUGCUCGAUGAAAUCAUCGAGGCAUGCAGGGAAGGCAAGAGCACCGGCUCCAGCAACAGCCUGCUGCAUGCUUUGAUCGCGGCGAAGUGCCCCCUUACCGGCCGCAGCUUCACGCAGUCGGAGCUUCAAGACCAGCUCUUGACCAUGCUGGUCGCUGGACACAAGACGACCACGUUGCUCCUCACCUGGGCGUUGUACCACAUCGGCCGCAGCCCGCAAGUGGAGAAGAAGCUCCAUACCGAGCUGCGCCAGGUCUUUCAGGGCGAUGAUCGGGAGCCGACAGGAGAAGACUUGAGGCGCCUGAAGUACCUGGACAUGAUCGUCCGGGAGACCCUCCGCUUGAGUGCCCCCGUGCAGGUGGCGCAGCGAGGGCUCACGCAGCCCGUGGAGUGCGGGAAGUACACGCUGCUCCCCGGAGGCCACUCCGGCCGAGGGAACUCCUGGGUGGCGAUCCACAUCAUGGGCAUCUCCAUGAGUAAGAAGUACUGGGGCGACAACAGCAAGGACUUCAUUCCGGAGCGAUUUGAGCCGGCGAAGAUGCGGGACUUCCAUCCCUUCCAGUUCAUUCCCUUUGGCGGCGGAAGGCGUCUCUGCAUAGGCAACCUCUUCGCCAUUACGCAAGCCAAGACUGUGAUAUGUAUUCUUCUCAGGAGGUUCUACGUGCGCUGCUCUCUGGACAAGCCCGUGAAGAUCGACCCCAAAGACAUCGCCACACCUCUUCCUGCCGACAGGGGUGGCGGCGUGUGGAUGAACUUUACGAGCCGGGAGUAUGACGAGCCGGCGGCAGCAGACCUGGCUGCCGGCGUCGGAGAAUUGCACGAGGAUGCCUUUGAUGCCGCAGCUGCAACUCAUCCCGCAGAGUCCUUCCUGUCCAGACGAAGCCGUCUAGCGUCCGUGUCCUCCAGCGGUCCACGGCCCGCUCUGCUCGUCCUGUGGGGCGGCGAGUUCGGGACGACCUUGAGCGCUGCUCAGGAUCUCGUGGCCGCCGCCAAGCAGCGGGAAUUUCCAGUGGAACUGAAAUCCCUGGACGAGGUGCAGCCAGCUGCAUUACUGGCUGGGGACUUCAAAACCGAGACUGGCGAAGUUCCCAUCGUCUUGGUCCUUGUGGCAACAUACAACGGCCACCCACCGCCGAACGCUGCGAACUUCCUCAAGGAACUCGCGGAAGUCCCUGCGGCCGAGGAGGGAUCGAGGAAUCUCAGCUUUGCCGUGCUUGGUGUCGGGAAUUCCAAUUGGGUGUCCACCUUCGUGAAGUCCGCAAGAGACGUGGAGAAGCUGAUGAUCCGCGCUGGUGCAAACCGGCUGCUGCCUUUGGAGGCGGCUGACAAAAACGAUGUCUUCGAGCGCCAGCUGCGAACAUGGCGCAAGGCAGUCUUCGCUCAGUUUGCUUCGUCUCCCGAAGAGCUCGUGAAGGAAAGCGAGGGGCAAAGCCAUGUCGAGGCACUGCCCGAGCUGCUGAGCUUGGAGCCCUGCCCCGGCGCCACCGGCGCCACGUCGCUGCAAGCCAACUUUACAGAAAGGCUUGGAUACGCGACAUGCUCUGUCAGCAUCAACGAGGAGCUCUGCCUACAAAGCGAUGCAAGCAGCCCUUCGGUGCGACAAAUUGUGAUUGAACGACCCCAUGGCUGUUCCUAUGCCUGUGGCGACCACCUUGAAGUGCGCCCCAGGAACGCGGAAGCACGGGUCCUCCGCUGUUGUCACCAUCUCGGAGUCCAGUCCGAUGCCUUGGUGAUCGUCAAGGGUGUGAAGGACGAGGAGUUGCCCGCAGGACCCGUCGCCGUUGGCGAGAUCCUGUCCUACUACGUUGACCUCUCGGCGCUCCCGUCCCAGGAAACCUUGGCCUCGCUUUUGCCCCACGUAGCAAAUGCCAGCGAGGCUGCCAAGAUGAAGCUGCUCACCUUGACCAAAGAAGACUCGGAGUACGACCGCUGGAGCAAGGCUCAUCUUUCGAUCCUGGACGUCUUCGAGGAGUAUGCUUCCUUGAAGGUGACUUUGAGCAGGUUUGUGGAAGUGGCUCCGAAGAUGCAAUCGCGGCUUUACUCCAUUGCAUCCUCGCCCAUGUCCCGCGGCAAGAAUGUGGAGCUCUGUUGCCGUGUGGCGACAUACACGGCCCUUCCGCCAAACGGUCAAGAAACUAUCCGAGAGGGCCUUUGCUCCUCCAUGUUGGCGGCAGCCACGUCGGUGAUCUGCAAGAUCAAGGAAGCGCCGCAUAUGCGACUCCCUGCAGAUCCGACGAAGCCCAUUGCCUGCGUGUGCGGAGGCACAGGAGUCGCGCCUUUCCUGGGUUUCUUACAGGAAAGGGAGGUCUGCCGAAAGAAGGGCAUGCAGACAGGACUGGUGCACCUCUAUUUCGGAUGUCGGAAUGAUUCGGAUUUCCUGCAUAAGGCUCUGCUUCAGCGAUGGCACGAGGAGGGGCUGUGCUCGCUAAAGGUGUCCCUCUCGCGUCCAACGGACGGAAGUUCGAAAGAAUACGUCUAUCAUGCUCUUCGAAGGAAUUCUGCAGAGAUUUUGAGACUUCUGGAUGACGGCGACGCAGCUGGAUACUUCUACAUCUGUGGCUCUGCCUCCACUUUGGCCAAGGAUGUUACCAAUGUCCUGGUUGAUAUGCUGAGUGACAAAGGAGACGCGUCCACAGGCUUCACAAAGCUCACGGACUUGCAGGAGAAGGGACGGGUCAUCUUCGAUGUAUGGGGCUGA